AUGGCUGUAUUCGGAUUGGCUUCCGCGGUAGCCGGCUUCGUGAAAGUCCGUUACCUCAUUGACAAAGCCGUCAUCGACAACAUGGUUUUCAGGAUGCACUACAGGAUAACUUCUGCUAUUUUAUUUCUAUCUUGCAUCCUUGUAACUGCUAACAAUUUAAUUGGUGACCCGAUUUCUUGCAUCAGCGACGGAGCUGUUCCAGGCCAUGUCUUGAACACCUAUUGCUGGAUUACUUACACGUUCACCCUGCCAUAUAGCGGUUCUAAAGGAGUCGCUCACCCCGGUCUUGGUAACGACUUUGACGAAGAGAAACGAAUUCAUUCAUACUAUCAAUGGGUUCCAUUUAUGCUCUUCUUCCAGGGUAUUCUUUUCUACAUUCCUCACUGGAUCUGGAAGAACUGGGAAGAAGGCAAAGUACGAAUGAUUUCCGAGGGGAUGCGAGGAACUAUGGCCACUAUUGCUGACGAUAAAACUAAGAGCCAGAAUCGCUUGGUCCAAUACCUACUUGACACUCUCCAUAUGCACAACACCUACUCUUUCGGUUACUUCUUCUGCGAAUUCCUAAAUUUUGUCAAUGUUGUUGGAAACAUAUUUUUCUUGGAUACUUUCCUCGGCGGCGCAUUUUUAUCCUAUGGAACUGAUGUGGUUAAAUUCUCUAAUAUGAAUCAGGAACAACGCACUGACCCAAUGAUCGAAGUAUUUCCUAGAGUCACAAAGUGUACUUUCCACAAAUACGGAGCUUCUGGAACAAUCCAGAAACACGACGCACUUUGUGUUCUCGCUCUAAAUAUUCUCAACGAGAAGAUAUUCAUUUUCCUUUGGUUCUGGUUUAUUAUUCUUUCCGUUGUUUCUGGUUUGGCUCUAGUUUACUCAACAGCUGUCAUUCUUUUGCCAAGUACCCGCGAGACUAUUCUUAAAAGACGAUUCCGAUUCGGAUCUCCCAAUGGCGUUGAAGCUCUCGUUAGGAAGACUCAGGUUGGGGACUUUCUUCUGCUGCAUUUGCUGGGACAGAAUAUUUCGCUUCGUGUAUUCGGUGAGGUGUUAGAUGAACUAGCCCGUCGACUUCAUCUCGGCUCUAACCCGCCAUCGGCACCUUCUACGCUAGAAAUGGCACCGAUAUAUCCCGAUAUCGACAAGUUCUCUAAGGAGAGCGAGACGUAGAGUAGUGAAAAUUUAAUAUGUAGUAAUAUACCCACACGAUUAUAUCAAAAAUAAUGAAAGAAACUACUCUAACGCGUUGUUUGAGAAUUGUCUGCUUGUUGAUCUUCUAGCCUUGUUAUAACUUCCACGCUGAGUUCUCAAAUUUGUUUUAGAGCUAUAUAGAUACAAAAUGGGGUAUAUUGAAUAAAAAUCGUGUAUAAAGCGGUUAAUAUUUCAGCAGUAAGUGUACAUUGACUAUACAACUUACUAAAGUUCAUGACAUUCCUGUUUUAUAAUAGGCGAUACUAGUUUUUACAAGCCGUAUUUGCCUUAGCGAAGCGUUAGCUUUCAAACUCAGGGUCUCAAUAAAUAUUAAGACAUUUUUGAAAUUUUUUAAUUAGUUAAAUGUUUGUAUUCGAAGAAAAUUUGAUGCAUGUAUGAACUUUUUGAUAUAUGUUAAAUUGAAUGAAUUUAUUGUUGUUUUUAUAUCAAAACGCUAAAGACUGCGUAGACUAAUUGGUUUGAAAAAGAUGAAUUCUAAAAUAAUUACGUUUAAUUAAUUAAGUAUGUGUAUAUUGUAUACGAAUAUUCAGUGUAUACACUAUGUCAAACAUUUUUAAUAAAAUAGGUAUAAUGAAUGAUACUUGUGAUAAGGUUAAAAAUGACGUUAUAUCAUUUAUGAAAAGAAUGGCAUACAUAUCAGAAGCUCAACAUUUCUGUCAUAUUAAAAAAAAAAAUCUUUUUAUUUUACAAUAUGACAGUUGAAUACAUCUAAUUUUGAUGUAUUAAGGUAUUAUAAAUCAUUUGAUAUAACCUCCUACUAGUAGAAAGACAAAUAAUAAAAAAGGCAAUAGAGAAGUACAAACAGUUUCUUUUGUAAACAUAUGUAACAGUUUGACUUGCCUUUUAAUAGUAUACAUAAACGUAUAGGUUAAGAAAUUUGGUGCAAAAGUCAAGGUGUUUAAUCUGUAGAAGAUAUACUCGUUACACUCAAAUAUUAGUGCCAUUUAACAUAUACUUUUCGAAAAUUCCUCGCCAGAUAUGCAUUUUCGUAAUAAAUGUCUCGUAACUACAGAUUUUCAUCAUUCCAUAAGAAUUGUAUUCCUUUUAAUACAUUUAGUUUAGAUUUAAAUGGCUAUUACAGUCAUCUAAGCCAUAUUCAUUAAAUAAGAUCGUAUAAUACUGGACUUCACGAAUCUCGUUAUAAAAAUAGCAUAAUAAGCUCUGUUGUAUUGCUAUUACAAUGUUUUAACUGUGUAUUGUAAUUAAACUAGAUAUAAUUCAUUUAUUCCGUACUCUUGGUACAUACAUGUUAUUAUAGUACAUUUUACUUUUAUCUAGCUUUUUUUUUCUUAGGAUCAUCGAUUAAUAUUAAGGUUAAAACAUUUAAUUCGACCCACUGAAAUGUAAAUUAGUUUUUAAUCAACAUAUAUAAGAUUUUCAAAGGAUCCUAUUUAGCAUUCCGAUAUCAUGAAAUUGUAAGAACUUGCCAGACUAUUGUAAUUGCAUUUUUGGUUUUAGCCUUUUAAUUAAACAAAUCAAUAAAUGCGA
This is a messenger RNA of Melitaea cinxia (Glanville fritillary), 2691 nucleotides long. RefSeq names its product innexin inx3 (gene Inx3). Gene Ontology annotation, cellular component: plasma membrane; gap junction. Lineage: Eukaryota; Metazoa; Arthropoda; Insecta; Lepidoptera; Nymphalidae. Bases 1 to 1161 code for a protein of 386 amino acids. Gene Ontology annotation, molecular function: gap junction channel activity. The record is from RefSeq and is a predicted model, not a curated record. The transcript is spliced from 8 exons. Gene Ontology annotation, biological process: phototransduction.